This is a messenger RNA of Nomia melanderi (Alkali bee), 373 nucleotides long. Lineage: Eukaryota; Metazoa; Arthropoda; Insecta; Hymenoptera; Halictidae. The record is from RefSeq and is a predicted model, not a curated record.
ACCCUGCCAUAUGGGCAAAUGCAUCGCUCCCGAGACCUGUCUCUGCGAGUACGGUUACAAGUUACUUGAAGGCUCGGCGCACAUCUGUGAACCAGUCUGCGAGAAUACCUGCGUGAAUGGAAACUGUACAGCGCCGGAAACCUGCACCUGCAACACAGGCUACAAACAGGACUUAACAAACCCGUUCGUCUGCGAACCCAUCUGCGACAACGAGUGUUUGUUCGGUGCCUGUGUCGCACCCAACACCUGCGAAUGCAACAUGGGCUAUCAGCUAAUUGAGAACACUUGCGAACCAGUCUGCUCUGAACCCUGCCAUAUGGGCAAAUGCAUCGCUCCCGAGACCUGUCUCUGCGAGUACGGUUACAAGUUACUU